AUGAGACCACCGACGACGUCGUUUCAUGGAACCAAAACGGCACGGCGUUCGUCGUUUGGAAGACGGCGGAGUUCUCCAAGGAUCUUCUUCCUCAGUACUUCAAGCACAAUAAUUUCUCCAGCUUCAUUCUAUCAAGGAGAGCAAUCUAUGGGGUUUCGCAAAGUUGUUCCCGACAAAUGGGAGUUUGCGAACCAGAAUUUCCGACAAGGGCAUAAGGAGCUGGUGUCGGAGAUACGGCGGCGGAAGGCGGUAGCUCCGGCACCGUCGAACUCUGCCGGAGAGGACUUAAGGUCCAGCUCCAUGUCAUCACCGGCGGUGAACAUGGUCGCCGAUUUGUCGGACGAGAACGAGAAAUUGAGACGAGAGAACGAGACAUUGAGCUCGGAGCUCGUGGCGGCGAAGAGGCAGCGAGGCGAGCUCGUGGCGUUCGUGACGGAGAACCUGAAGGUGGACAGAAGGACGGAGAGGGGGCAGCUGAAAAUUUGA
Messenger RNA from Tarenaya hassleriana, 486 nucleotides. RefSeq names its product heat stress transcription factor B-1-like. The transcript has 2 exons. Bases 1 to 486 code for a protein of 161 amino acids. Gene Ontology annotation, cellular component: nucleus. Lineage: Eukaryota; Viridiplantae; Streptophyta; Magnoliopsida; Brassicales; Cleomaceae. Gene Ontology annotation, biological process: regulation of transcription by RNA polymerase II. Gene Ontology annotation, molecular function: RNA polymerase II cis-regulatory region sequence-specific DNA binding; DNA-binding transcription factor activity. The record is from RefSeq and is a predicted model, not a curated record.